Messenger RNA from Candidula unifasciata, 976 nucleotides. The record is from the annotation of a GenBank genome assembly. Lineage: Eukaryota; Metazoa; Mollusca; Gastropoda; Stylommatophora; Geomitridae.
UUAAGUUGUUCCAUGCCUUCAGCAACAUCACCACAGUUAAGUUGUUCCAUGUCUUCAGCAACAUCACCACAGUUAAGUUGUUCCAUGUCUUCAACAACAUCACCACAGUUAAGUUGUUCCAUGUCUUCAGCAACAUCACCACAGUUAAGUUGUUCCAUGUCUUCAGCAACAUCAUCACAGUUAACAACAUCACCACAGUUAAGUUGUUCCAUGUCUUCAGCAACAUCACCACAGUUAAGUUGUUCCAUGUCUUCAGCAACAUCACCACAGUUAAGUUGUUCCAUGUCUUCAGCAACAUCACCACAGUUAAGUUGUUCCAUGUCUUUAACAACAUCACCACAGUUAACAACAUCACAACAGUUAAGUUGUUCCAUGCCUUCAGCAACAUCACCACAGUUAAGUUGUUCCAUGUCUUCAGCAACAUCACCGCAGUUAAGUUGUUCCAUGUCUUCAGCAACAUCACCACAGUUAAGUUGUUUCAUGUCUUCAGCAACAUCACCACAGUUAAGUUGUUCCAUGUCUUCAGCAACAUCACCACAGUUAAGUUGUUCCAUGUCUUCAGCAACAUCACCACAGUUAACAAGAUCACAACAGUUAAGUUGUUCCAUGCCUUCAGCAACAUCACCACAGUUAAGUUGUUCCAUGUCUUCAGCAACAUCACCGCAGUUAAGUUGUUCCAUGUCUUCAGCAACAUCACCACAGUUAAGUUGUUUCAUGUCUUCAGCAACAUCACUACAGUUAAGUUGUUCCAUGUCUUCAGCAACAUCACCACAGUUAAGUUGUUCCAUGUCUUCAGCAACAUCACCACAGUUAACAACAUCACCACAGUUAAGUUGUUCCAUGUCUUCAGCAACAUCACCACAGUUAAGUUGUUCCAUGUCUUCAGCAACAUCACCACAGUUAAGUUGUUCCAUGUCUUCAGCAACAUCACCACAGUUAAGUUGUUCCAUGUCUUCAGCAACAUCAUCACAGUUAA